AAGUCGUCAGUCGCUCAAGGACGCGGCGCCACCGGCUGAUGAGAGACAUGCUGCGGCUCCUCGGCAACCUGAUCCGCGGCGGCGGCACCGCUUCCAGAGUACUUGCAGGUUCCCGCACAUAUGCAGACUUUGCAUCUGAAGCAACAUUCGAUAUUAAGAAAUGUGACUUGCAUCGUCUUGAAGAAGGUCCUCCAGUUUCAGCGGUCCUGACACGAGAGGAUGGGCUUAAAUACUAUCGGAUGGUGCAUCUGAUUCGACGCAUGGAGCUCAAGGCAGAUCAGCUGUACAAGCAGAAGAUCAUCCGUGGUUUCUGCCAUUUGUGUGAUGGACAGGAAGCUUGCUGUGUUGGAAUUGAAAGUGCAAUCAAUUCAACAGACCAUCUUAUAACAGCAUAUCGUGCUCAUGGCUACUCCUAUACCCGUGGCGUGCCCAUCAAAGAAAUCAUGGCUGAGCUUACUGGCAGACGUGGUGGCUGUGCUAAAGGCAAAGGGGGCUCCAUGCAUAUGUACUUCAAAAACUUCUAUGGUGGCAAUGGCAUUGUUGGUGCACAGAUUCCCCUUGGAGCAGGAAUUGCAUUAGCCUGCAAAUAUUUUGAGAAAAAUGAGAUUUGCGUGGCAUUGUAUGGUGAUGGUGCAGCUAAUCAGGGUCAGAUCUUUGAAACUUUCAACAUGGCAAUGCUAUGGAAAUUGCCCUGCAUAUUUGUUUGUGAGAAUAACAGGUAUGGGAUGGGUACCUCUGUUGAACGAGCAGCAGCCAGCACAGAUUACUACAAGAGGGGUGACUUCAUUCCUGGAAUUAGGGUUGAUGGCAUGGAUUUGUUGUGUGUCAGAGAAGCAACAAAGUUCGCAGCAGAUCACUGUAGGUCUGGAAAGGGCCCAAUUCUGAUGGAAUUGCAGACCUAUCGCUAUCAUGGACACAGUAUGAGUGAUCCUGGCAUCAGUUAUCGUACCAGAGAUGAAAUCCAGGAAGUAAGGAGCAAGAGUGACCCUAUUUCCAUGUUAAAGGAAAGGAUGCUGAGCCAAAACCUGACCAAUGUAGAGGAGUUGAAGGAAAUUGAUGCCAGUGUGAGGAAGGAGGUAGAAGAAGCAGCACAGUUUGCCACCACAGACCCUGAACCAGUCCUGGAUGAACUAGCUAGCUAUAUUUAUUGUAAAGAAACUCCAUUUGAUGUGCGUGGCACUAACCCAUGGAUAAAGCACAAAUCAGUUGGCUAGAAGAAAGCACUUAAUUCGAUGCACCACAGCUUAUAUAUGCAACAUGCACAUUGUAACAUAGGAUUGAAGACCGACAUAAAAUCUGGUUUGCAAGAGAUCAGACAUGAGCUAUAAGCUAAACUGCAUAUUAAACAAAAUUAAGUUGACUUCUUUGAGUUUUGUCUUUUGUAUAUGUACAUAUGCAGUUUUAUUAACCAUAAAUGACCAUUUAUAUCAGAGAAAUGUCUAUUUAAUAUCUACCAUAUUGUACUUGUUCCAGUUUGUUUGAACCUGAAGGUGUUUUGUAAACUGGGGCUGUUUAUGGCUGCAAGUCCAUGCCAAUACAAUAAACGUGUUCUCUC
Molecule: messenger RNA, 1555 nt
Organism: Callorhinchus milii (elephant shark)
Lineage: Eukaryota; Metazoa; Chordata; Chondrichthyes; Chimaeriformes; Callorhinchidae
Gene: pdha1
Product: pyruvate dehydrogenase E1 subunit alpha 1
Biological process (GO): pyruvate decarboxylation to acetyl-CoA
Cellular component (GO): intracellular membrane-bounded organelle
Molecular function (GO): pyruvate dehydrogenase (acetyl-transferring) activity
Source: RefSeq, marked provisional